Tauraco erythrolophus (red-crested turaco) is the source of this 1268-nucleotide messenger RNA. The record is from RefSeq and is a predicted model, not a curated record. NCBI's taxonomy places the organism in Eukaryota, Metazoa, Chordata, Aves, Musophagiformes, Musophagidae.
AUGGGAUUACCAGGACUGGAAGGACUCCCAGGGGAAAAGGGUGACCGUGGACCAGCUGGCACACCAGGAGUAGCAGGGACACCGGGGAAGCCAGGAUCUCCCGGUUCCCCAGGGAUGCCAGGGGAACCUGGUGAAAGAGGACCUAUAGGAGAUAUAGGCUUCCCCGGGCCAGAAGGGCCACAAGGAAAACCAGGAAUCAAUGGAAAAGAUGGAUUGCCAGGUCCUCCGGGUGCUGUGGGGAGACCAGGAGACAGAGGGCCCAAAGGAGAACGUGGAGAUCAGGGUAUUCCAGGGGACAAAGGUCCACAAGGUGAAAGAGGGAAACCUGGCCCAUCAGGAGAAAAGGGAGAUGUGGGUCCUAUUGGGCCACCAGGAGACAGAGGCUAUCCAGGCUCACCAGGUCAUCAGGGUCCCCCGGGUUCACCAGGACCCCCAGGGUUUCCGGCUGAUACAGUUUCACUUGAAGAAAUAAAAAAAUACAUCAAACAAGAGGUUCUUAAGGUUUUUGAAGAAAGGAUGGCUCAGUUUGUAUCCCAGCUGAAGCUGCCUGCUGCCAUGCUUGCAUCCCAAGCUCACGGAAAACCAGGGCCCCCAGGAAAAGAUGGGUUACCAGGGCCACCAGGAAAGGAUGGUCUGCCAGGGCCACCAGGAGAACGUGGAAUUCAAGGUUAUAGAGGACAGAAAGGGGAAAGAGGCGAGCCUGGAAUUGGACUGCCCGGUAACCCUGGACCGCCCGGCCCUGCAGCUACUGGCCCGCCGGGUCCACCGGGAAUGCCAGGCUCACCUGGACCGCAGGGGCCACCUGGACCCAACGGAAGAUGCAAUCCGGCCGACUGCGAUUACCACAUAUCACAGACUCGGUCACGCACCAGCGGGAAAUAAAAGCCCUCUGCUGUAGACACUUGGGUUCACAGUCACUUUUCACUCCUCUCAAUAAGUUAAUUUAAUCUUUGAAAUACUUGGUGCAUUUUUUUUUCCCCUCGACACUGUAUGGUAUACAGAUAAUUUAUAAGGCACAGAAUUGAGCCUUUUUCUGUGUUAUUUGCAGUGUCGUAAUUGUGAAAUGAUGACGUAUAUUUUCCAGAGUGCAUUCCAUGUGUUAUGUUUCUGAUAUUUAUUUUGCUUAGAGGAGAAAAUAGGCCCAAAUAAUUUUCAUAAGCUUCUUUCUUUAAACAAAAAAUGUUUUAUUAUAACUUGAGACAGUAUGUAUGCCUCAGUAUGUAAGAUGACUUUAUUUUUCUUGCUGGUGGUGAAGUUGAAGUGGAGAA